Messenger RNA from Oryza brachyantha (malo sina), 1442 nucleotides. RefSeq lists its product as uncharacterized. The record is from RefSeq and is a predicted model, not a curated record. The transcript has a single exon. Bases 116 to 922 code for a protein of 268 amino acids. NCBI's taxonomy places the organism in Eukaryota, Viridiplantae, Streptophyta, Magnoliopsida, Poales, Poaceae.
GCCUCGGGGAUUCAUCGCGAAUUGCUCCCGGUUCGGCGAUUCGAUUCGAUGCUUGUGCCCUCCGCCCCCGCCGGAAUCUGAUAGGUGGGAUCGGUGGUGGUUGGUAGGGGGAGCCAUGGGGGAGCUGGCGGCGUCUCCGCCGCCCGCGGCCGUGCUGCCCGUCGUAUUCGUCGACGGCGACCAGAGCGUCGACCUGGGGACGGUCACCGUGCAGCCCUCCCUCGGCGUCCGCAAGCUGCAGGCCGUCGUCGCCGACCGCGUGGGCCUCGCGCCGCAGCAGAUCUUGGCCACGCUCGCGCGCCCGCGGAGGGCGCGCCGCGUGCCCCUCGAGGAGGGGACCGACCUCGCCGCCGCCGUCGCGCGGGAGGGCUCCGGCUGCUACGUCCUCGCCGUCCUCCGCCGGUCCCGCCGCGAGCGCCGGGGCGGCCGCUCGCGCCGCGAGAAGAAGGCGGCGGCUGCGGCGGCAGCGGCCGCCGCGCCCCCCGCGGCGAAGACCCAGGAGAGGACCAUCCUAAAGCGCCUCCCGCCGACGGAUCUGGCCUCCCUGGCCUCGACCCCCGUGCCGUCGCCGAUAUUCGGGGUGUGGGACUACGAGGCCCAGCUGCAGGAGCUGCAGCGGCAGCGCGAGUGGUACCUCAUGCACACGGCGGCGGCGGAUCCGUACUUCCCGCUCGCGCCGGAGCGCGAGGACCCGCCCCUCUGGUCUUCCCCGCCGCUGCGGCAGGGGACGCCCCCUUCGUCCUGCCCGGAGUGCGAGGCGGCGGCGUGCGCCAUGCGGGAGCCGGGGUUCCACUGGUGCGUGCGCGACGCGGUCACCGUCGGGUUCCGCUCGCCGGUGGGGCCAAUUGAGCGCCCGGCGAAGAAAUCCCCCUCGCCGCCGCCCCUGCCGCGGCCGUUCGUCGGGAUGAUGCCCGUUUACUAGCCGUCGUCCAUUAGAAGAAAAGGAGGAAAAGAAAACUGUACAAAAAAGAGAGGAGAACAAACGGGAAUUGGGUAGGUUUGCGUGUUGGAUUGGUGCACCGCAGCUCAGAGGAGGAGAGAAGGAGAUGGUUUUUUUAGAAUGGAUUCUGGGUAAGCGGCCAAGUGCGAACGAGUCCAGAGGAGCUGGACACGUUUGGAGUCUGCAGCUUAGCUGUUACGAAGAAAUCUUCUUCCUUCUUUUUUUUUUUUUCUUUUUUUCCCUUUUUCCUUGGGGUGGUUAGUGGUUACUACUCCUACUAGCUGUUACUACUAGUGGUAUGUAACAGGUGGUAUGAGGUGGUGCCGUGGUGGUACAAAGCCUGAGUAAUGUGGCUCGGUCGAUUCCAGAGAUUUGCACCAACAUUUCUGGAACCCAUCUUUCCUUUUUGUUGUUUCAUGAGAGAAGAGAGCUGCCUAAUGGUUGAUGCUGCCAUUUGUUCCUGGUAUAUCAAAGUGGUAUAUGCAGAAGCACAUUUUAGUAA